This is a messenger RNA of Aspergillus puulaauensis, 660 nucleotides long. RefSeq lists its product as uncharacterized. The coding region runs from base 1 to 660 and encodes 219 amino acids. Lineage: Eukaryota; Fungi; Ascomycota; Eurotiomycetes; Eurotiales; Aspergillaceae. The transcript has a single exon. The record is from RefSeq and is a predicted model, not a curated record.
AUGCUUAUAUAUGACCCGAGGCUGCCGGUGCAGGUUGAUCUGCAGGAUAUCGAUCUCAUGCUAGAUGAGCUAGAGGAGAUCGUUAAUGUUGCCGGGGAGGGCGUCGUUGGGGCGUUCUCGGCGUUUGCAUUCGAUGAGACGGAGCUGGAGAUUAGCAAUCCCAGUCUAUUAGCAGAAACUCCGAAUGAGAUGCAGCUGCAACUACUUGGAGGCCAAACAAUGCCUACACCGUGGGAAUUGGAACUGUCUGUGCAAGUGGACCCGGCGAUGACGGAGUUGAUGGACAACUAUAUCCACGUCGUCGCCGAUCUCCUGCAGCCAGCGCACCAUACCCAGAAUCCGUAUCGGUCUCUGUACAUCCCCAAAGCGAUGGACGCUGCCGCUUCAGCUUUAUUCGUCGGUAUUAGUGGGACUCCCUCGCAUGUUGGUACGGCACUGCUACAUGCCCUCCUUGCUGUCUCGGCGUUUCAUAUGCACCGGCACUGUCCGAGUAGGUCGCGGUAUAACCAAGGACGUCUGCACCGGCUGAAAGCAAUCGAGAGUCUGCAGUUGUCGAUAACCGCCGCGGAUAUCGAUGAUUUCCAUACGACCAUGUCGGCUAUGCUGUCAAUGGUUUCAAUAGAUGUAUGUCCUGAUAAGCCAGGCUAUAGCGGGUGCUAA